This is a messenger RNA of Xyrichtys novacula (pearly razorfish), 8893 nucleotides long. The record is from the annotation of a GenBank genome assembly. NCBI's taxonomy places the organism in Eukaryota, Metazoa, Chordata, Actinopteri, Labriformes, Labridae.
AUUUCACAUCUGGAGAAAGCAGAUGUUGCGCUUUUCUUGGGAGCUGGCCUCGCGCUGCGUUUCCGCACUGUCAUUGUUUCCGUUUCCACCUCCAAAGACGCCUCACGCCUCCUCACAUCUCUUGUUUUUGCCUCAAAUUCGAAUUUGCAACUUCUCGUUCUGUGCUACCAGAAGCGUAAGGAGACUUAAAAAGUAUUUUUCUUCUUCCAACCAUGGGGGACAUCGAGGCUCCCAGCUCGACUCGACCGCGCCAAACUGUCCUCUCCUCGAUUCUUCCGAGCAAAGAGUUCGUCUCCUCACGAAAAGGCAUGCUGCUUAUUGCUGAAGUGGUAAGAAAUGACCAAAAGAGUCGAUUAUGAAACUACUCAAACUGUUGAUGCACGUCUACUCGUCCUUAGUCAAGCGUGCUGCGCCUCAAGUUGGCGACUUUGAAAAGUUGUGUAUGUUGCAGCGAGAAGCUUGAUUUCACUUUUACUAAUCCGGACUGAUUUACUGUCAUGUUGAAAAUGGGUCAGUCAGUUCCCGUCACAAGUUUUCCAUCUGAAAGGGAGGGGCAGUGAUGGUUUGCAGAAACAAUGGACUGGAGAUAACACUUAAACAGGGACAUUUUGGAUAUUCAUCGUCUGUUCUGCCAGUGAUGGAGCUAAAUAACGGGACAAAUCUCCACCAGUCUCCUCUUCACUUUUCAAUAUGUGUCAAUACAAUCAGCUGAUAUUAACAACAACUGAAUAGUAUGCACUUUUUAAAUUAGAUUUCAACUGGCAGAAGUUGACAUAAUGUUUAUAUUGAUGUUGGUCAUUAUCAAUAUCAAUAUCACUCAUUGCUUGUUGGAGGGGUCGUCCUGCUAUAACUCAGCUCUGUGCAAACCCCUAUGUCUGUGUGAUCAUGUGACAUAGAGCUCAUGUUGGACUGUAAGAGAGAGCACAUAUUGUCUCUACAGUCACAUCUUCCUCCCUGUUACUCUAACAUGUAGCCUUGAGCUCAGUCUGCACACACAUUCACACACACACCAGGACACACACACACUACAGCCUCUUUACUGCUGCUUAAUAAUGUCACUGUGAUCUCCAGCCCUGGGCUAAAAGUUUCUGAAACCAAAGUUCAACCCCCUCUCAGCCUCCACAGACGGCAUAUCUGUGUCCUGUUUUGUGUGUGGGUGAACACAGGGGUUAAACUUGCAGGGAGUAAUGUGACUUAGAGCUCAUGGACAUUUGUGAUGUGAUGUAUCUACUUAAGUCAGGGGGAAAUUACACCACAGAGUAAAGCCAAGAUUAGGCUUCAGUUGGGUGAUUUAAGCAAGGAUCUUUGUUUAGAGUAACUUGUACUUUAUUUAGGUCAUGAACCACGAACAGAAUCGAUCACACCACAUUCACACGUCUGUUUUAUCGCCUCUUGAACUCAAGUUCUUGGGGCAGCCUGGCUGUAAGCAUAUAAGAGGAAUUAUACAUCUUUUCUUUCCCUUUUAUCGAAACUCUCGAAAGGUUUUCAAAGUGCUGUACAGCAAGAUAAAAUACAAUACUCUUUGGUCAAAUAAAACCGAUACUUGCCUCCAAAUGCUUUCAAAGCCAACUUCUACUCAUUGAUCCAUGAUAUGAGAGACCCAUCUUGGAGACUUUUGCCUUCAGUUUGUAUGUAAGGGGUGAUCCAAAGAUUGCUCUUAACUGUUGGCAAAAUUUCAGUGUUGGCUGUGAACAUAUUAACAUAUUAACAUAUGCUUGGAUGUAAUUGUCAGUGCAUCCAUUUCAGUAUAGAUAUUACAAAUUACACAACGCUGUAGAUGUGACAUGGUUAGCUCCCACACUUAAACAAUGUGGUGAAGUUUCUGAAGUUUCUGAUACCUAAUGAAUUACCUGACACAUUGACCCACAUUUCUUAAGGUCAACCACCAAAACACAAUCCUGACUACUGAUGACGGUUCCUUUGAGUAAAAGAUAAAAUGUGAAACCUUUGGUAUGUUAAACCAAACCUAUCGUUUGGGUUUCAUCCCUCUGCAGAUCAGAAAGAUAGUAGUUAUAAUAAUAAAGAUAAUAACAGUCAUCAUUAUCAUUAUCAUCAUCAUCCUCUUCUUCUUCCUCUUCCUUUGAGUAUUAACUUAAGGGUUCAGGGACACAGGUUUUAAUUUAUUGUGUUAAAUAGUAGAGGUGGGCCGCACCAUACGAUAUUAUCAUGAUACUCAGGCUACGAUUCAAUAUUAUCACGAUUUUAAACAUUUUGAGAUACACUGAAUAAUAAUAAUAAUGCAUCAGAUUUCAUAUAGAGCUUCAUCAGAGACUCAUAAAGCUCUUUACAUUGGAUACAUCAUUCAUUCAUUCACACAGUCACACUUUUUUGGUGGUGGUAAACUACCUUAGUAGUCACAGCUGCCCUGGGACAGACUGACAGAAACGUGGCUACCAUUUUACGCCUACGGCCUUUCUGACCGCCACCACACAACACUCACAAUCAUACACCAGUGGAGGACACACACUGGGAGCAAGGUGGGCUAAGUGUCUUGCCCAAGGACACAACAGACAGACUUGCGAUAGGGGGGAAUCGAACCGCCAACCUUCCAGUUAUUAGACGACCGCUCUACCUCCUGAGCUACUGCCGCCCCACUGAGUAUUGCGAGACCAUUUAUUGCUAUUUGUACAUUUUUUUCAACUGCUUAGUUGAUGUAGCUUUUCCUUAUUUUUGUCUUAUUGAUGGAAUAUUUUAUUUUCAUGUGUAUCAUGUGUCAUGUGUAUCUCAUUCGCGCCCUGCUUGCAUUCCUAAUGUAGGUGCUGCCAUAUUUGUUGUACAACUUUUUCCUGCUCUAUGAUGUCAGCUCUGCCAACCUCACUGAACAAACAAUUGAUUUCAUUUUUCCAUUAUUAUAGACCAAAGUUCAUAUUAGCAAUUACUCUAAAAAAUCAAUACUUGUCGGAUGAGACGAUACGAUAUAUCACCAGACAAAACAUCGCGAUACUGUGCUGUAUCGAUUGUUUCUUCCACUCUUAUUUAAUCGAUGUCUUGAGGUUUUAUCCAAAACUCUGUGAUAAAUAUCAUCUUCAUGAUAUACUGUCAUCCCUUGUGUUUACCAUAGUUGGCUUGUGUACUGUUGAAGUGUUUCUGUAAUGGUUAGGGUUAAAUAUUUUAUCACAGUGCUUUUGUUUUGCUGAUACAAUUCAUAGUUUAAAGUCGGUGCCAUGUCAACCCUCUAAACUGUCACAUAUGUCCUCCUCCUGACGGCACAUAGAGCUCAUUGCUCUGUCAUUCCUGUAAGUAUUAGUCAGACUCCUAUCCUGCUGAGCCUGCAUUAUGAUACACAGUGUGUCAGAGCACGGUGUAGCUCUCAUUAGGCUCCUGGGUCUCAGCCAGAAACAGUCCUGAUAAGGAAUGUGAAAUCACAGCAGGUUAACUGAACAUGCAGCAGAAUUCUUGUUACCUCUGAAAUAUUCUCAAAAUGAAAACAAGAUGUUGAUCAAGGGCUACAUGUUGAAUAAACGUUGGUUAAGUAUUCACAUUUUCCAAAGCAUGCAUUGCCACACUUCUCUGUUUAAAUUUAUGACAUUCAGUGUGAGUUUUGAAGUCAGCAUGCAUCCAAAACAAGCUUCACUACUUUUAGUACCUGCACAUUUCCAUAAAGAGAUGAGGCUUGCACAUAUUACAUCCAGUUUUAAAGUGAAAUUUGAGGAUUAAAUGGUUAUCAGAUAAGUUUGUAAUCAGAAAUGUAAUACCCAGAGAUAGUGUGACUUAUCUGUGUGAAUAAUAAUCAACUCAUAAAAACGCCUCAAAGAAAGAAAAAUAUUGAUAUCACUUUUCUUACAAAACAUGAUAAAUAAUUAGAUGAGUGUGUUUUUCUAGAUCAUGCUGAGUCCUGUUGCCUGUGUGUUGUAUUACAGUUGUGGUCCAGUGCUACAUCCGAACAUCACAAACUUCACUCUGCAUCUGUAAAACUGCUGGAAGAUCUUCUUCGAAACAUUUCUUUCUUUAAUCUGCAGUUUUAUCACAGGCCGCUCAGUAGCGGUGGUUUUCACAGGACUGCAGCUGCAGCUGUUUUAACAGCUCUAUUAGUGUGUAAGAGAGGCCAGAGGGAUUUAGUGUAGCCGCGUAAAAGCCUGUGUGAAUAAACAUAGUGUCUUAACAACUGUAUCUCCUUCCAGGAAGUUGGUUUGAAGCUGUGUCUCACUCAGUCACAGCUUUAGGGCACUGUAAAUUCGCUUAAAAGGGAAAGAUCAGGAAAUAAACUAAUUGAUAAAAGAACUGAUAAAAAUACCAACUGUUUUUUUCAUGGAGAAGUUUUUGCUUGAAGCUUCUGUCUUAACCUCACAGUUAUAUCUAACACACUGACCUCUUUCUCCUCUGUUUUUAAAUUCUUUUUAGGCUCUGUCUUUUGUGUCCUUCGUGUGUUUCGCGGCCUCCACAGCAGCAGCCUUCGUGACCGUCCCCCUGCUGGAGUUCCUCGCUGCUCUCUUCUUGUUGUUUGCUUACUCCACAAAAUUCAAUGAGAGGUUUAAAGGCUUCCUCUGGCCGCUUAUGGUGAGAUCUAAAAAUUCAAGUAAAAUUCGAUAUAUUCUUUGAAGUAUUGAGAGAAGGACAUGUGAGGUAUGAUUUUUCUCCUUUGAAUCCCUGCUGUCUUUGUUUCCUCUCAAAGGACUUCAUGAGAUGUGUGACCGCCGCCAUCAUCUUUUUCAUCAUCUCCAUUAUCGCAGUGUCCAAAUAUUCUGAGGGUUCUUCUAGAGCUGCUGGGGUAAAGUAGAAGUUUUUAAUCACACCAUCACUUUUGUCCCAUCACCUCAGAUCCUAAUUCAGCUGUGCUUUUGAACUUUCUGUAAACCAAACGCCUCUCUCUCUUUCUCUCUCUCUCUCUCUCUCUGUCUCUCUCUCUCUCUCUCUCUGUCUCUCUCUCUCUUUGCAGGUGUUUGGGUUCAUUGCCACCAUUGCUUUUGCUUUAGAUUUUUACCUUAUCUUUAAUGAGCUGGCAGAUUUCCUGAAGCAAGGAGGGGAGUCCAAUGAUGAACCAUCAAGACAGCAAGGUAACACUUUACAAAGAUCCGACAUACCGUGCCCAGCAUCAGUCAGUACACCCCCUAUUAAAAGUAAUGUAUGACUCAAUAUCUAGAUGAGCAAAAGCACAAUUUCCUGAGUUUAACAAAUCAUUUUAUUUACCAUAAGAUGAAAAUAAGGGUGAUAUGGUAACUAAAAUUUAGCUUUGCUCCCAGAACUUUGAUUGGGGUGUACUCAUUUUUGCAUCCUGAUAUUAAACUGAAAAAAUAUUUUUUGUAAGCACCUUAAAAAUCCUACAUUUGGGGGAGUAUUUUUUUAUAGUCUGAUAUAGAAAAUGUUGAUUUUUCAAGGAAACUAAAGGUUUUCUGACAACUCUGAAGGGGUUUACUCAUUUAUGCUGAGCACUAUAUAUCCAUAAGAAAAUACAUGUUUAAUAAUAAACCAUAUACUGUAUCUUUCAUUCUUUGACAUUUUGUAUUAAAAUCUCAGGAAUCUGUCUGCAAGGUUUGACAGUCAUAAUUAAACUUAUGCCAGUGAACUUACCCCUGCAGCAGUUAAACAUGCCAAAGUUGCACUUACCUACUCAAACUUUUCCCCUUGUGUACGCUGUUUAUUUCUCUCUUUUGUACUUCUCUUGAACCAGCAGAGUUGGACUGAACUGCUCCACAAAAAACCCACAGAGCACUGCCCUUUAUUCUAACAACAGCUGUGCUCUUAUAUUUGUUUUCCAGAUGACUUUUCAGACUCUGAUUCAGACUGAGACUACCAGGAUCAACAGCAGCUGAUUAUUGUAAUCAAAUCGAAACAGAUGACCGCGGUUGAGCUGCCAUCUGCAAAGUGCUUUUCCGGCAUAAGGUUACAUAACUCUUUUGUACAGUCGAAAUCAUUUCAAUGAACUUCAUUUCAUAUGAACUUUUCAUGCAGUCUUCUUUUAAGAAAAGUUGGUCCGUUUUUUUCUUGCUCAAGCUGUAAACUGUUGAACAUAUUUGGAAAAACAUAAAUUACAUAAUUAUCCUGUAAAGCUGUGAAAUUUUUCUGUCACAUUAUUCAGCUCUUAAGAGCUAAAUGUUGGAUCCACAUGUGGGAGACUGUGAUACAAUCUUGAAUAAUGACUAGCAUUAAAUCUUUGGCCUGUGCCUUUUUUCUUAAUUACAGACAUGAACUACAAAACCAGAUUAAUAAACUUUGUGAAGACGUUAUAAAGUAUGCUUUGUUGAAAAUGGAAAGAAAAAAAACAGGACCAAAGUUUAUUAGUGGGGCAUUGUCACAUGGAUAGGUCCAACAGUAACAAACUACAUACCAUAUACUGUAUGUUCAAACAAAGAGGGGCAGAUGGGUCGCAGGUUGGCUGGUAACAACCUCCAUCUAACUCUCGUCACUCUUUAAUGUGACGACUUUCUCUUUGUCUUUACAUUAUUUAGAUGUCACUUUUUAUUUGUAUGGUUGUCAGAAACAGAAAAAAAUGAAACAUUUUCACUUUUUUCCAAUUCUCUUGGACAGUUGGACAUUUCUAUUUGCUGUAUGUGCUUGAUCGUGUGUGUGAGACCACUUAUUUAGUUUAAUACUGAAUAUCUCACAUGUGAAUAUUUUUUGUUUGUUUUGAACUGCAUUUCAACUCCUAUUGGUUUCAGUUUCGGUAACUGGUUUAUAACCACAUCCACCGCCACUACUGAGAAAUCAGACGCACUAAAAUGCCACAGUGACUGUUUGCUUAGUACACACUGCACCACUCAAGGGGACUGAAAACUGCCAUCAGUGACCUUGUAUGUCAAUGUGGUUUUCUAAUCGUCAUGCACAUUGGGCAUAUUAAAGGCAAGGAACAUUUUACAAAAAGUUGUAUCCAGUUGUUUUCACCAAUGUGCCUUCUUUUGGUUAAGUUAAAUAAUGCAAAACAGGAAGAGCAAUACUGAAGGUAUUAUUGAAAUUAAAAUGUCUCCUUUCUUAACCAUGUUUGAUUAAACCUGCAGUACAAAGAGUGAAAAUAGUUUCCUUGGCUUAUUGUAAUCAGGGAAUAUUUUCAUGUGCUCAUCAUCAUGUAAAAUAAAAAUAAAUAAAUAAAUACACCACCUUUUUUGUUUCACUGUUUGGCACUUAUGUGCUAAAGUUCAAAUAAAGUUAUGAAUUUUUUGGAAUAGUGUCCAAGUGCACUUUGUUCAUACUGUCACCAUAAAGUGUCUAUUGUGAUGUUUUAUAUUAAAAGUUUGGUUCCAUGCUACCGUGUGAGUACCAUAUCAUCCGGACUAUAAGUUGCACUUUCUUUCAUAGUUUGGCUGGGUUUGCAACUUUACUCAGGUGUGACUUAUAUAUAUUCAAAUAUAUAAUUUGGUCUUGGAUUUUACAAACUAAUUUCCCCCCCAAGAAAUAUGACUUACACUGGUCUAUGUUUUUCCUUCUUCAUUAUGCAUUUUUUGGCUGGUGCAACUUAUACUCUGGUGCGAAUCAUAUAUAACUGACCUUGCUGUAUUUACUGACAAAACUCAAAGUAUAAAAAGGAGACAAAAGAUCAUCAAACCUCUUACUUCAUCCACACAGUCAGCUUCAGUCUACUUUUUUUAUGGCCUAAAAUAGAAACGAGGGUAUUUCUUCAUAAUAUUCUAUAGUGAUAACAUUGUACAGAAACGGCCAAGGCUUAAAAGGUUUUGACAAAUAUGCUUGUCAGUUUAUAUCAACACACAGUACACUGAAACGCACCUGUAAAACUGUGCUGUAAAAUUUGCUGUACAAAUGUUUACAGGAACUUUUUUUUUACAUGACUCAGAAACAAAUCCAUCGGUCUUAACACACAGAAUAGCAAACAUGAUUGUCCGGGCUUUAAACUACUACAGUCACCAAAGCAUUAGAUGAACACGAUAUAAAUUACCAAAAAACAAAAAGAAAAAUCGGGUUAGACCGUUAGUGUUACAACUUUUACAGCUGUUCAAUAAGCUAUACAAUUUAUUUCUCAUUCUUCAACUGUGGUCAAAAACAUUUCUGGUCCACCCUUGCAGGCAUACAUACACACACACACCCUCUGUACAGGCGGCUGUAACUAUAGAGUAAUACAGUUGGUCCACUCAAGUGAAAAGAAGCACAUUUCGUAUGAAGACCAGGAGGUGGCGCUGUAGAGUCAAUUUUGACCCUGGAAAAACUCACUGAAGCCCUCUAUAGUUGUCGCGAGGUCUCAAAUGAACAACUAAAACACACACGGUUGUAGCUGUAAUGUAGAUUCAACACACUAGAACAAUUUAACGCAUCAAUUAAGUAACAUGAGCUUUUUUUCUGCCUUCAUUAUGAAAAAGAAACUGAUUUCUUCAAGAUCACGCCUCCUCGAGUUACACUGGCCAAACAGCGAAGGAUUAAAGGAAUGUCAGGAAUGCUUGCUCUCUGUAUGGAUAAGCUUUAUAGCAGCUGUGAUGAGGAAUGUUAUCAUAAUCAAUAAUACAUGAGGUUGUGUUAUGAUUUACUUCUAGUUAAAGAGUUAAAGCUGUGAUACUGACAGUUACUGUACUGUGUUUCCAUCUUUUUUUUAACUUUGAUUAUUUUCUUAUUCCUUUCUUUGAGAUUAUCUGAUCGUGUGUAAUAAAUUUGAAGGCAUAAAGGAGCACAGCGUUCAUGUUGAGGCACCCUGGUAUUUGAUUUUCCUUUUUCUUGAAGAGUCAAAGAUUGAAAGAUGAGUUCAUACCUGAGAUAGUGUAAAGGCCGAGGGCGUUAUUCUUGAACACCGUUAGUGAUCAAGAUGUUUGAUGUUUAAGAUAGAUCUCACAAACGCUACGUUGACAUUUGUGUAACCUGAAGCCUUUGACAAGUGCAAAAGAAAAAGAUGCCAAUAUCCUUAUUUUUUUUUGCCUGAUUUGACCUCCCUAAGCUCACAGUGUUGACCUCACAUAGAUCUCAAAACCAUGGUCGCAGGAAGCACAACAGUGGACUUCGCUUUAGCCUACACUCCUUG